AUGGGUGGAACUGAUACAACAACUAUCACUAAUGCCAGACUACUAAAACGAUUCGAAGAGUGGCGAUGUUGCGGUCGCGGAACAUCCGAAGAUACUAUGAUAUUUUUAAAAGAUAUUCAGCUGUUAUCACAGGUUAAUCCACGACGACGCUGUAAUUGGUCUUCUUGGCUGUUAGCAUGUCUCACAUGUACAUGGCCAUGUUAUUUGUGCUGUGUUAUGUGCUGUCGACGAAGAACAAGAGUCAUCGAGGUUCGAGGCGCGUUUGGUACCGAGGAAUUUUUGAUAUCUUACUUAGAUGUCCGUGAUGCUUGUGCACAAAUACCAACUGCUGCGGCGUUCAGCUACAAAACACGAAAUUAUAUAUAA
Didymodactylos carnosus is the source of this 366-nucleotide messenger RNA. Lineage: Eukaryota; Metazoa; Rotifera; Eurotatoria; Philodinida; Philodinidae. The record is from the annotation of a GenBank genome assembly.